Molecule: messenger RNA, 625 nt
Organism: Dermacentor andersoni
Lineage: Eukaryota; Metazoa; Arthropoda; Arachnida; Ixodida; Ixodidae
Source: RefSeq, a predicted model, not a curated record
AAAGGAAAAUCAUUCCUCGAAAGGAAGCGGCUGAUAUGAGGAGAUGUUAGCCGGACUUGUGGGGACAGCGGGCAGGCUGACACUGGUCAUUCUUCGCGCACACUGCCCGCGCACAACUGCGUCAGCCACGAUCGAGUGCACUAGAUGUGCCCACAGAAUCGACCGCUCCAAAGUGCCGGUCUUGAAGGAAGAAGACGUCGUCGAGCAGUUCGUCCACGGCAGUGGUCCAGGGGGGCAGGCAGUCAACAAACUGUCCAACUGCGUGAUGCUCUGCCACACUCCUACAGGCAUUGUGGUCCGGUGCCAUGAAAGCCGUCUGCUUCACGAGAACCGGAAGAUGGCGAGGAAGAUGCUUUUGGAAAAACUGGACGAUCACCUCAACGGAGACAUGAGCGUCUCGGCGCAGAAGCUGCGAAUAAAGAUGGACAAACGGCGAAAACUUGACCGGAAGAACGAAAAAUUGCGUGAAAUGAAAAGGCAAUUUCUGGAGAGGCAAAAACAUAGUGAGGACUCUGACACUGAGCAGCUGUAGCUUCUAUUAGUCUAGUUAGCUGUGUGUUUUUCGUGACUAGGAGCCACUGCUAGCAGUGAAUGCCUACUUCUGUAAUAAAAUUAUUCUUAUUUA